UCCAAGCCCUGCUAGGUGGCCAGCUGAGACGGGACGCCGGUGGGAAGGAGAACAGAGGCUCCUCCGCGGACCCUGCGGACACACUGUCCUGCCCUUCCUCUGCGCCAUGGCUUAAUACCGCGGCCACCUCGCCUGGCGUCGCCUGGCUUGGCCAGGGUCUGCGCGCCGUCGCAGCCGCAGGGAGUGGCGCGCCCCAGACGCCUUCGCCUGGGGACUCGGGGACGUCUUUCUUCUCACCUACGGUACCUGCGGCAGACUGCGUUCCCAAGACCUUUGCAGCCGGUAAUCUAGGGACUUUAUCUCAGUGACAGCUUUGCCGGCCCGACCUUCCUGGGUGCUUUCUGAGGGAGAAGGGAGAGGUUCUCAGGCCACCAAGGAAAAAACGGUGGGAAUCAGAUUGGCUGGUCAAGGGCCAAGGGACUGAAAGAGAUUAGAGACUUGCUUUAGAACCACAAAAAGAAGGGAAGGCCAGCUUUGCAGCUAACAUCAUGGCGUGGCCGUGCAUCACGCGGGCUUGCUGCAUCGCCCGCUUCUGGAACCAGCUGGACAAGGCGGACAUCGCUGUGCCGCUGGUUUUCACCAAGUACUCGGAGGCCACCGAGCACCCGGGCGCCCCGCCGCAGCCGCCGCCGCCGCAGCAGCAGCCGGCGCAGCCGGCGCACGCGCCCCCCUCGGCGCGGGCGGUCGCCAUAGAGACUCAGCCGGCCCAAGGCGAGUUGGAUGCAGUUGCCCGGGCAACAGGGCCGGCGCCAGGGCCUAGUGGCGAACGCGAGGCGGCAGCCGCCUCCGGCCGGAGCGCACUCGGCCCGGGCCCGGGCCCAGGCUCCGGCUCCACCUCCGGCGCGGGCCCGGUGGACUCGGUGAUGCGUCAGGACUACCGCGCCUGGAAGGUGCAGAGGCCCGAGCCGAGCUGCCGGCCGCGCAGCGAGUACCAACCUUCCGACGCGCCCUUCGAGCGGGAGACCCAGUACCAAAAGGACUUUCGCGCCUGGCCGCUGCCGCGCCGUGGGGACCACCCGUGGAUCCCCAAACCUGUGCAAAUCCCCACCUCCUCCCAGGCUUCAGCGCCUAUUCUCGGGGCGCCCCGGCGCCGGCCUCAGAGCCAAGAGCGCUGGCCAGUGCAGGCCGCCACUGAGGCCUCGGAGCCGGCGACGGGCCCUGGCGGAGCUGGUGUGCUAGCGGCAGGAAAGGCGUCGGGUGUGGAGGAGCGCGACACACGCAGGAAGGCCGGGCCCACCUGGAUGGCGCGUCGCCCCGAGGGGCUGGGGCACGAGCAGACGCCGCUGCCCGCAGCCCAGACAGGCCCCGAGGGUGGCAAGGGGCGUGCAGCAGCUGAUGCCCUCAAUAGGCAAAUCCGCGAGGAGGUGGCGAGUGCAGUGAGCAGCUCCUACAGGAAUGAAUUCAGAGCAUGGACGGACAUCAAGCCUGUGAAACCAAUAAAAGCCAAGCCCCAGUACAAGCCCCCAGAUGAUAAGAUGGUUCAUGAGACCAGCUACAGUGCCCAGUUCAAAGGGGAGGCCAAUAAGCCAACACCAGCUGACAAUAAGUUCAUUGAGCGCAGAAGAAUACGCAGCCUCUACAGCGAACCUUUCAAAGAACCGCCAAAGGUGGAGAAACCUAGUGUUCAGAGCUCCAAACCAAAAAAGACCUCCGCGAGCCAUAAGCCCCCGAGGAAGUCCAAAGACAAGCAGGUGGUGUCGGGCCGAGCAUCCAAGAAAAAGAGCUCGGAGGGCCCCAGCGCCGCCCAACCCGACGACAAGGAGCAAAGUAAAGAGAUGAACAAUAAACUGGCUGAGGCGAAAGAGAGCCAGGUCGAUCCCACCCGUGAUUCACAUAAGAAUCGAGGGCCUGUAGCCACAGAGCCAGACAAGGAUAAAGGUACCGUGGGCCUGGGGCCUGUGAAAGACCAAGGUCCUGUGGUCCAAGAGCCUCCAAAGGAUCAAGGCCCUGCCGUUCCAGAGCCUCUGAAGGAUCAAGCUCCUGUGGUCCCAGGGCCUCUGAAGGACCAAGGUCCCAUGGUCCCCACACCAGUUAAGGAUCAAGAUCAUGCGGUCCCUGGGCCUUUAAAGAAUGAAGGUUCUGUGAUCUCAGCACCAGUCAAAAACCAAGGUUCCUUGUUCCCGGUGCCUCUAAAGAAUCAAAGUCCUGUGGUUCCAGCAAGAGUUAAGGAUCAAGGUUCCACGGUGCCAGAGACUACCAAGGAUCAAGGUCCUAUGGUUCCAGCACCUGUCAAAGAUCAAGGUCCUAUGGCCCCACAGCAUCUGAAGGAUCAAAGUGCCACGGUCAUAGCACAUGUAAAGAAUGAAGGUCCUAUGCUCUCUGAGCCUGUAAAGAGCCAAGGUUUAGUGGUCUCAGAGCCAGUCAAGGAUCAAGGUGGAGUGGUCCCAGAGCUUCUGAAGGAUCACGGUUCUGUGGUUGCAGCACCUGCAAAGAAUCAAGGUUCUAUGAUCCCAGAACAAGUCAAGGAUCUGGGCCCCGUGGUUCCUGAGCCUCCAAAGAGUCAAGGUCCUAUGGUUCCAGCACUGGUCAAGGAUCGAGGUCCCAUGGUCCCUGAGCCUCCAAAGAUUCAAGAUCCUGUGGUCCAUGAGCCUGUGAAGAAUACAGUCCCUAUAAUCUCGGUGCCUCUGAAAGAUCAAGAUCCUCUAGUGCCACCACCAGCCAAGGACCAAGGUCCUGUGGUCCCUGAACCUCUGAAGACUCAGGGUCCCAGAGGCCCACAGCUGCCCACUGUCUCACCUCCACCCCCGGUCAUGAUCCCAACUGUCCCCCAUGCAGAAUAUAUUGAGAGUUCUCCUUGACGCUCACUGCUUGACACCAAGGAAGGGGCUGGCAGUGAAAGUGCUCCCUCCCCAGGGCAGCGAAGACUCAACAUUUAAUCUGCAUGAAACACUAUUGUGUA
This is a messenger RNA of Pteronotus mesoamericanus, 2899 nucleotides long. It is a transcript of the gene MAP6, whose product is annotated as microtubule associated protein 6. The record is from RefSeq and is a predicted model, not a curated record. NCBI's taxonomy places the organism in Eukaryota, Metazoa, Chordata, Mammalia, Chiroptera, Mormoopidae. Bases 489 to 2798 code for a protein of 769 amino acids. Gene Ontology annotation, cellular component: cis-Golgi network; dendrite; microtubule. The transcript is spliced from 4 exons. Gene Ontology annotation, biological process: microtubule cytoskeleton organization; positive regulation of axonogenesis; dendrite morphogenesis. Gene Ontology annotation, molecular function: calmodulin binding; microtubule binding.